Morchella sextelata is the source of this 276-nucleotide messenger RNA. RefSeq lists its product as uncharacterized. Gene Ontology annotation, cellular component: endoplasmic reticulum membrane; signal peptidase complex. Bases 1 to 276 code for a protein of 91 amino acids. NCBI's taxonomy places the organism in Eukaryota, Fungi, Ascomycota, Pezizomycetes, Pezizales, Morchellaceae. The record is from RefSeq and is a predicted model, not a curated record. Gene Ontology annotation, biological process: protein targeting to ER. The transcript is spliced from 3 exons.
AUGAGUCAAAUUCAAACCAUCGUCGAUGGUUUCAUCGAUUUCGAAGGCCAAAAUCUCGCUGAAUCCCUAACCACCACCAUCAUCGCCUUCACAGGAAUUUUAGCCUUCAUCGUAGGCUGGGUCCUAUCAGAUCUUAAAUAUACUGUCUACGUUGGCUUGAGUGGUACCGCGCUCGCUUUUCUGGCGGUUGUACCCCCAUGGCCGAUGUACAAUAAGAAUCCGUUGGUGUGGGCUUCGGUUACGGAUGGGAAAGCGGAGACCAAGAAGGAGAGAUGA